Molecule: messenger RNA, 1011 nt
Organism: Polyodon spathula (Mississippi paddlefish)
Lineage: Eukaryota; Metazoa; Chordata; Actinopteri; Acipenseriformes; Polyodontidae
Product: golgin subfamily A member 6-like protein 2
Exons: 1
Coding region: 1-1011 (336 amino acids)
Source: RefSeq, a predicted model, not a curated record
AUGUAUGGUAUUGGAGAGUCAGGGUGUGAAGCUGGCAUUGGAGAGGAGUCAGGGUGUGAAGCUGAUAUUGGGGAGGAGUCAGGGUGUGAUGCAGGUAUUGGGGACUCGGGGUGUGAAGCUGGCAUUGGGGAGGAGUCAGGGUGUGAAGCUGGCAUUGGGGAGGAGUCAGGGUGUGAAGCUGGCAUUGGGGAGGAGUCAGGGUGUGAAGCUGGCAUUGGGGAGUCAGGGUGUGAAGCUGGCAUUGGGGAGGAGUCAGGGUGUGAAGCUGGCAUUGGGGAGGAGUCAGGGUGUGAAGCUGGCAUUGGGGAGGAGUCAGGGUGUGAAGCUGGCAUUGGGGAGGAGUCAGGGUGUGAAGCAGGUAUUGGGGAGUCAGGGUGUGAAGCUGGCAUUGGAGAGGAGUCAGGGUGUGAAGCUGGCAUUGGGGAGUCAGGGUGCGAAGCUGGCAUUGGGGAGGAGUCAGGGUGUGAAGCUGGCAUUGGGGAGGAGUCAGGGUGUGAAGCUGGCAUUGGGGAGGAGUCAGGGUGUGAAGCUGGCAUUGGGGAGGAGUCAGGGUGCGAAGCUGGCAUUGGGGAGGAGUCAGGGUGCGAAGCUGGCAUUGGGGAGGAGUCAGGGUGUGAAGCUGGCAUUGGGGAGGAGUCAGGGUGUGAAGCUGGCAUUGGGGAGUCAGGGUGUGAAGCUGGCAUUGGGGAGGAGUCAGGGUGUGAAGCUGGUAUUGGGGAGUCAGGGUGUGAAGCUGGUAUUGGGGAGUCAGGGUGUGAAGCUGGUAUUGGGGAGGAGUCAGGGUGUGAAGCUGGCAUUGGGGAGGAGUCAGGGUGUGAAGCAGAUAUUGGGGAGUCAGAGGGUGACGCAGGUAUUGCGGUGUCAGGGUGUGAAGCUGGUAUUAGGGAGGAGUCAGGGUGUGAAGCUGGUAUUGGGGAGUCAGGGUGUGACGCAGGUAUUGUGGUGUCAGGGUGUGAUGCUGGCAUUGGGGUAUCAGGGUGUGAAGCUGGUAUUGGGGAGUCAGGGUGUUAA